AAUACCCCACUCAAUCCAAAGUAGCUCAAGUGAAAACUGCCGUGGUCUUGCGCCAUGUUCUCCCUAAUCGCAGAAACACGGACCUGAUAUAUUUCAUAUUACAAUUUCUUUUUUAUUUUUUCUGAGAAGAAUUUUUGUGAUUCUUAUCGAAGAAAGGUUUUGUUUUGUUUUUUUUGUUUUUAGUUCCUCUGUUAGGGAUGAAUCUUGUAAAGGGCAACCUUAAACUAAGAAUUCUCUGAGAAAAGAUGUUUCACGAUUGUGAAUCCUACCGGCCGAUGGCGGCGACACCGCUCCUACCGGCGGUGGCGAUGUCGGUGGGGGGCGAGUGGAAUCAACCGCGGAUGCCUCCGCCAGCGGGGACGGACAUGACCGGGAUCUGCUUCCGGGACCAGCUGUGGCUCAACAUCUACCCGCUCGAUCGCAGCCCCGUCUUCGACUACAUUGCGCUCUCCGCUUUCUACGACUGGUCCUGCAACAAUGAGCAGCUACGCUCCCGCUCCAUCCACCCCCUCGACCUCUCCUACCUCUCGUCCAUCCUUUCCCUCAAAACCCCACCAUCCGUUUCUCUUUCUUUCUGUUUCUUUUUGUCCGUCUUCUCUCAAUGAGUUCGAUAUGUGGGUUUUUGGUUCUUUUUUGCGGGUGAUUUUUAGGAAGAUGACGGGUCUUGAGUACAUGCUGAGCGAGGUGAUGGCGCUGCAUUCUGUUUGUGAUUCGGAAGCAGAGAGGGAUGGGCCGGAGAAGGUCAGCCCAAUGCUCACUUAUUCCAUCCUCGAUGGUUCCAUCUACCAGGCGCCGCAGCUCUGCAACAUCUUUGCUGCCCGAAUGGGCAGGGCUCUUUAUGAUAUAUCAAAGGCUUUCAAUAUAGCAACCUCAAGGUUGGAGAAGCUUGGAUAUGAUGCAGAGAAUAAAGACACCAGCUCUGAGUCCAAGACUGCAGAGGAGACCAAUGACAUCAAGGAAUUAAAAUGAGUUGGCCAUAUUCUUGCAUCAUUGCAAUGAGAGCUAACUCGGUCAUGGUUUUCAAUAAAACCAUUCUCUUGAUGACAUGCAUUACAUUUUACAUGUGGUAGAGACAAAUAAUAAUUUUUUUUUCUUAUGUAAAUAAAAUGAAAAAUUCUACCUCUUCACAAUCUUUUCCAGACUUGAGUGAAAAGAGUCUGUUGGAAAAAUACUACCAACAUUGACAUGUACAAGAGCCUUAGUUUAUAUGCUGUCAUGAAUUUUCCCUAACCAAGUUCUUCAAAGAGCCCUUACUAAGAUGACAUAUGACUAGAAAAUAGAAAUGGACAUCUUAUAUAAAUAUUUGAUGUUGUCAAAUUAGAAAGUCAAGUUACUUGGCUGAAGUGGAAGUCAAGGGACUAGAUUUUCAGUGGAAACGGAAUAUAUUUAGCCUUCUGAAUAUUAAUAUUUCGUUGUGAUAGUGUAGGAUCACAUAGUGUAUCUUGUGGACUGAAUAAAUGUGACAACACAUAUAUAAACUAUUCUUUAGUUUUGAUAUGUUUUUGGCUGUACUUGUCCAAAACCGUCAAAACAGCCUUAGUGUUUAAGCAUAGGACGGAAAAAAAUGUGGUCAGAACUGAUUUUAAUUUUUGGUUGCGUUGCCCUUUGAGUCUCUGCCAGAUGAGUGCACGACCUCUUCAAAAUGAGUAAAAUGUUCUUAAAUAUGUAAAUAUCCAAAUUACAAAUUCAAUGGGUAAUUUGUCAUAUGAAGUAAAAUGAGUCACUAUGGGUGGUUACAAGGAAUUGGUGGAGCUCUCAAUGGAUGGCCAAUACCUUAUGGCUCAAUGUGCCACCAAAGUUUGCGGAGGAAAUGUCAUUAGGUAAUUCAAGCACAGGAAUUUAAAUUUUCAUGUCCCUGUAUUUCAUGAAUUAACACAAGACAGAGAAACAUAAACAGCAUCCAUAUGGCACCUGUGGCUUGCAUCAUUCAUGCUAGAGCAGCUGUCCAAUCUUCGCUCCUUCUAUGGCUCUACUCAGAAUUCGAAAUUAGAGUACAAAGAAUCAGCUCCUUCAUGCCUGUCUCCUCGUGUUAUUUAAUUUUUCCCUGAUAUACACCUCUGAUGAAAACAAUCAACUCUAUCCCAGAUAGCUAGUUACUGGAUUUGAGCAUCUGUGGUUCAUUAUGAAAUUUUAGAAACAGGAAGAGGCUUCAGUGAUUGAAAGAUGGAGGUUUUGGUAACUAUAGAAUGAAUAUGAUUUGUUUCUGACAGAGACAGGUUUGCGGGACCAAUAUUAUUUUCUCAUGAAAAUGAAUGAUAAUUGAACAAUGAAUGGUCCAUAAGUCGUACUUUUUGACUAACUCUGUAAAAACUCUUGAUGCAAUCUUGGAGUUUUUAUACACUGUAAUGAAACUUGGUAACGUUAAUUUCUUUUUCUUAGUAAAGAUGUGCUGAAUGGCCUCUGACCCACAGAUAGCUAGUUGUGACCUUUGUGUUGUACAUUGGUAGAGAUGGAGUAGGUAGAUCCUCCUAGAGUAAAAGUCCAAUUCUUGAACUGUUUGGACUUUGGAUACAUAAGAUUGCCUUUUACUGUGUUGUUUCUUCCUUCCAGCAUUUUAUUCCUUAAAGAAAGAAAUGAAACUGGAGUUGAUUUUUCAUCAUUUCUUCUUUCUAUCUUCUCCUUUUUUUCUUUUUUUUUUUUGCAGCUGCCCCCAGCCGCACCUCCACCACCAUGUCCAGAAGGUUAUGCACCUCGUUCGACCUACGAGGCAGAGAAAGGGCUAAGGGACCAACAAACAGCAGAUCCUCCUCCUGUAGAUCCUGUCAUUGCCAAUGCCCAGCCAAAAGGGUUAUUUCAGUGAUGAUUCGCGAGCGGUACCAGUGCCUCCAGUCUUAACUAGUAUAUUGUGCUAACGACAAAUUUCCCUCUAACCAAUGUCUUGGCUUUCUGAUUCACAAUUGUCUUAUUGUUGUCUCCAUAUCAGAUCCGCCAUUAUUAUACUUGUUGUAUCCUUUGUUCUCAUUUCCACCUUUUCCAUGUAAUCUACUUGAUAGCUGGAAUCCAGCAUAGUUUAAAAUAAGCACCCCAAAACCAGACAGAAGAGGAUUUUCUU
Molecule: messenger RNA, 3052 nt
Organism: Phoenix dactylifera (date palm)
Lineage: Eukaryota; Viridiplantae; Streptophyta; Magnoliopsida; Arecales; Arecaceae
Source: RefSeq, a predicted model, not a curated record